AUGUGCGUUUCCGACCAAUUCAUUUGCGAAUGCAACUGGCCAAGAGACACAGUCCGUUACUGCGUCAAGUACAUUCAGACCGGCAAAGAGUGCCCUGGUCUCUCAAAGAAUCUUCUCCUCGACACAGAGCGUCGCAAAACUGAAAGCGGCGUCUACAGAUGCUCCAAUCCCACGUGCGAGAUUUGGGAUCUCGGCAUGUGUCACGGCAUCCGUGAAAGAGGAAAAUACGUGGACCAACAGUUCUCGUUGAAUCUUGGCCGAUGGAACAAGGAGGAGAAGCAGGCCGAGAAGCCGAGACUGGCCUUGGUGAAUGAGGCCAAUCCAGUCGAGUCUGGAGGUGAAGACCAUGCUAGUAUCAUGGCCAUCUCAGAUGACUCCGACUACGACGACGACGACGACGACGACGACGACAACGACGACAACGAUGACGAAGCCGAAGGCCUUGAAGUGCUACAACAAAUAGGACCCGUGCCUACUGGAGACGUUGAGUCUCAACCAGUUCGAGCCGUUCCCGAAGAAGUCCAGCGUGUCGACGAGAGCAUGCUCGCCAACAUCCCCAAGCCCGAGGUCGAUGUCCCCACGCUAGAUGUAGACGAAUUCACAAUCGAUGACCUGGAGAGUUUGUUCGGCGGCCCUUCGUGUCCACCAACACCUGACAUGAGACUCGUUCAGAAUCAUCGCUCCAUCUGUCUCCCAACAGCAAGUCAUCUCCCAAGCCCCGAUCUCUCUCAACCGACCCCCGAGAAUCCCGUCAAAGAAGGCGAUUCUCAUACACCCCCCGCCAACACAAAGAGCGAACAAUCAACUCCCGUCAUCCUGCCAGCACAAGCGCCACUUCAACAGCAAGCCGCCCCUCAAGUCUCUCGGAACCCUGCCCCUACAUAUCCUGCCCAGAAUACCAUGGCGAUGGGCAGCCUGGUGGGCGAGAAGACGCCCAACAGCUACCCAGCAGUUCCGCAGCAAAUGAGACCUACCCUGAGCGGACCAGACCAAGCGACCCUGAGAGCGCUUCGAGCGCAGACUCCCCGCCGGGAUGCCACGCCGACGGCGUCCCCCGCCCCCGUCCACGCGGCAGCAGUCAGAGCGGCGUCCCAGGGCCCCCGCCCGGCCAUGAACACGUCGAGAUCCGGAGGCCAUAGACGGCCGAAUGUCCGGCAGCGGCGUCCGAUAAUACCAGCUAGAGGCAUACCAAUUCAGAAUGGAUAUUCAGCCUCUCCUCAGGCCUCUCAGGGGUCUGCCCUUGCAUAUCCCAGCCAGAAUACCAUGACAACGGGCAACAACAUGCCCAUCAACUACCAGCAGCCUUCGGUACCGCAGGCCCAUGCCCAUGCCCAUGCCGCGCCGACCCAGAAUGCCUACAUGGCAGCCCAGUUCGGUUCUCGGAUGCCAGGCACUGUACCUGACAUCCAGAACACGGCGGGUAUGGGCAUGAGCGCGGACAUGGGCAUGGGCAUGGGCAACAAUGUGUCCAACGGCGCUGGGCAGGGGAUAUCUCUUGCGAUGUCGACCCAGGCCACUUUGUCGCAGGGUAUGCCGCCAUCUCAGCCCACCACGUCUUGGCCGGGCACGCCGUCUCAGAACACGGCAUAUCGGGGGGCGUCACCUCAGAUUGCGCGCCUCUACGGCAUGGCGCCUCAAAGUAUGGCGCCUCAAGGCACGGCAUCUCCAGACAUGUUGCUCCGGAACCCUGCCUUGCAGAACAUGCCGCCCCAAAACAUGCCAUCUUCGGGCAUGGCCAGGCCAAUGUGGUCUCUGGGUAACCCGUACCAGAACACACCAGCACAGUUUGGCAACGCAGCCAGCUCUGGGUUCCCUCAACAAGCAUCCGGUGGCUUCACCAACUUCGUUCAGAGCCCGCAGACGCCGUAUCAGGGUCUGCCGUCCCACGGUUUGUUGCCUCAGGGUAUGUCGCCCCAGGCCAUGCCAACUCAGAGCUUCCCGCCCCAGAAUGGUUACCCGCCCAGGCCGUUCAUCCGCCAGAGCCGGACGCCACGCAUAUCCGGCCUCGCGUCCAACAGCAUGCUGGCCCAACAGAGAUACAUGAACCCGGCCUACAGGGCGAACACGGCGGCGCCACAGUAUCAGGGACUGAGCUCGCCCAUGGCCGGUACUGCCCCUACCCAGGCUUCGGCUGGUGUUGCUGCCUUCCCCCGGGCCUCAAAUGGCAAUAGCUUCCCCCAGCAGACCCUGCCCCAGAUCCCGCCGCAGCCCUCCUUCGACAGCGAUAUAUGGGAACAGGCCCAGGCGCAAAUUGCCUCAAUGCCGCAGACGGCUUCGGGUAUGCCUGGGAUGCCUCUUACACAAGGCAGUGUCGCCGGGCCCGCCUCAGGUCAAAAGAGAUCUCACGACACGAUCUCCAACGGCUACACCGAUCCUCUCCUAUUGACCCAUCCUUCCCUGACACCCGGCGGCAUCCCGAGUCCUUCGCCGGCGAAUACGCCAUCGUCAAUGGAUGGAGAGCGGCAGCCUAAGCGCCGGGCAAUGUAA
Colletotrichum fioriniae is the source of this 2487-nucleotide messenger RNA. RefSeq lists its product as uncharacterized. The record is from RefSeq and is a predicted model, not a curated record. Lineage: Eukaryota; Fungi; Ascomycota; Sordariomycetes; Glomerellales; Glomerellaceae.